This is a messenger RNA of Anopheles coustani, 2336 nucleotides long. RefSeq names its product ATP-dependent RNA helicase vasa. Gene Ontology annotation, molecular function: RNA helicase activity; ATP binding; RNA binding. Gene Ontology annotation, cellular component: P granule; nucleus. The coding region runs from base 415 to 2181 and encodes 588 amino acids. The record is from RefSeq and is a predicted model, not a curated record. Gene Ontology annotation, biological process: gamete generation; cell differentiation. NCBI's taxonomy places the organism in Eukaryota, Metazoa, Arthropoda, Insecta, Diptera, Culicidae. The transcript has 4 exons.
AAAGAACGUUAGCGCUGUGAGGUUGGUGUGAUUUGACUUGUCGAUUCUCGGAGUCUGGUCAGUGACUAAAACUUCUUGAAUUAAUUUUGUGCCCAACAACAGUGACCUGCUUGUUCGUAUUCGAAACGACACGCACGUUCAUUUUCCCGUUUGCCACCAGCAGCAACACAGCGCCAUUUUCGUGGAAAGUCUGACUACUCGAGUGCAACUGGCCGGGUGGGUAGACUUAUUCCAGUCACGAAAAGAAGUGAAAGAAGUGGAGCGAUCGAGAGCUACCGGAAAAAAGGCAUUUGAAAGCAUUUCUUCGUCCGUGGGCAAUAGCGCGCGCGAACACAAACACAGGCCGGCGGGUUAGUUGCAGAAGACGACGCAUUGGGAAUUUGUGACGAGUUACAGAGACACACAAUUAAAAAGAUGAGUGGAGAAUGGGAAGAAAAUGGUGACGAUCAGGGACUGAGCUUUGAUAAGCCGAACUACACCGAUGUAACUGAGAGCGCUAAUAACGAAUUUGACAAUGGAGCAAGCAACGGAUAUGAUAACGGAUUUGAUGAGGAUUCUACUGGUGGCUACGAUAGCGCACCCUCGUACGGUGGACGUGGAGGACGUGGUGGACGCGGCGGGCGUGGUGGGCGAGGAGGUGGGCGCGGCGGCCGUGGUCGUGGUGGUGGCGGAGAUCGAAAUGGAAAUUAUCGCAAUGGCGGUGAUGAAGAAGGGGGAGAUCAUUAUUCCGGCAACGAUCCUGGUAUGGAUCAGGUGAAGACUGAUAAACCUCGCGAGGUAUACAUUCCACCGCUUCCCACCGAAAUUGAAGCGGAAAUUUUUGGCUCGGGCAUCAGCUCCGGUAUCAACUUUGAUAACUUUGACGACAUCGAAGUGCGGGUCUCGGGAGAGAAUCCACCGGCACAAGUAGAAAGCUUCGCCAGUGCAGGUCUGCGGGAGGAGGUGAUGACAAAUGUCCGCAAGUCGGGAUAUACUAAGCCAACGCCUAUUCAACGGUACGCCAUGCCCAUUGUGAUGGAGGGCCGCGAUUUGAUGGCAUGCGCACAGACUGGAUCUGGAAAGACUGCCGCUUUUAUGUUGCCCAUGAUUCACCAUCUGCUGUCGAUUGAAGGGAUCGACUUUUUCUCGCGCGCUCCUUACAUUGUGAUCGUGGCUCCGACACGAGAGCUUGCCAUUCAGAUCCACGACGAGGCGCGAAAAUUCGCACAUGGUACGAAACUGAAGGUGUGCGUGAGCUAUGGCGGGACGGCGGUCUACCAUCAGUUGCAGACCAUGAACGCUGGCUGUCAGAUUCUGGUCGCAACGCCUGGUCGUUUGAUCGAUUUCAUGAACCGCGGCGCAGUCACAUUCGAAAACGUGAAAUUCGUCGUGCUCGACGAAGCAGAUCGCAUGCUGGACAUGGGCUUCCUGCCGUCGAUCGAGCAGGUCAUGAGUCACCAAACGAUGGCGUCGAAGGAGAAUCGUCAGACGCUCAUGUUUUCGGCCACCUUCCCGUCCGAGAUUCAGGAGCUGGCUGGACGGUUCCUAAACAACUACAUCUGUGUUUUCGUUGGCAUCGUGGGCGGGGCUUGCAACGAUGUAGACCAAGUCAUCUUCCAAGUCGAAAAAUUCAAAAAGCGCAAGAAGCUGGAGGAGAUCCUAAACGAGGGCAACCCGAAGGGCACACUCGUUUUCGUCGAAACAAAGCGUAACGCCGAUUUUCUCGCCUCGUUCAUGUCGGAGACACAGUUUCCGACCACUUCAAUCCACGGUGAUCGGCUCCAGCGUGAGCGUGAAAUGGCUCUGAACGACUUCAAGACGGGUCGGAUGGAUGUGUUGAUCGCGACUUCAGUGGCCGCUCGCGGGCUGGACAUUAAAAAUGUUUCGCACGUCAUUAACUACGAUCUGCCGAAGGGUAUCGACGAUUACGUGCAUCGCAUCGGUCGUACGGGACGCGUCGGCAACAAGGGUCGCGCGACCAGCUUCUACGAUCCAGAGGCGGACGCUUCCAUUGCUAACGAUUUAGUAAAGAUUCUCACUCAGGCCGGGCAGCAGGUGCCCGAUUUCCUAAGCGGCAGUGGCGGCUAUGGUGGUGGUUCCUUCAAUGGAUCGUCCUCAUUCGGUGGACGGGACAUUCGCGACUCGUACGGGUCGCGUGUCGAAGCCCAACCGGUUCAACAGGAACCGGAAGAAGAGUGGUAGUGACGAAGACUCGCGUGCUGAACAAAAUGAUAACUUUUAUCAUAAUUCUUUUCAUUCAUCAUUUCAACAAUGUUACUGGAUUACCUUAUCGACGGCUGCUACAUUUCAAAUGUAAAAAUGUCGUAAAUAAACGAUCGAACUUUUCGUAGACAACA